This is a messenger RNA of Recurvomyces mirabilis, 2247 nucleotides long. RefSeq lists its product as uncharacterized. The transcript has a single exon. The coding region runs from base 1 to 2247 and encodes 748 amino acids. The record is from RefSeq and is a predicted model, not a curated record. Gene Ontology annotation, molecular function: protein binding. Gene Ontology annotation, cellular component: Golgi apparatus. Lineage: Eukaryota; Fungi; Ascomycota; Dothideomycetes; Mycosphaerellales; Teratosphaeriaceae.
AUGUCGGCCAAUACCUUUGUGAUGUCCCAGAGUCCAGUCAAAGGCGGCAGGCGAAGGACGGGCGAGCCAUACAUCCCCAAGAUCAUCACAACUUUAGGCCAGCGACCAGCAUGCUUAGUCAAUGCCUCGGUGACAUAUGUGGGCAACGACUUGAUCUACGCAUUCGGCGGCUUUGACCAAUACACCGACGAAGUGUACAAUCACGUGCUCAAGCUCAAUCUGUCCGCCCGACAAUGGAGUCUGGUGGACAACUACGGCGAUAUCCCUGGGGUGCGCAUGGGUCACACAGCAUGCUUGUGGAAGGGCGAUAAACUGCUCGUAUAUGGAGGCGAGAACGAGCAUCGCAUACACCUCUCCGAUGUAGUCAUCUUCGACGUGAAGAGUGCGCAUUGGCUGCAACCUGACAUCAAUGGACCGAUACCGCGAGGAAGGGCGAGGCAUUCGGCUGUGAUUCAUGACGACAAGCUAUUCGUGUGCGGUGGAAUGAGUGGUAGCGACAACGCUGUGCUGGACGAUAUUUGCUUCCUCGACCUCAAGACGUGGACCUGGAGCAGGACAUGGCGCUUUGUCCCACGCUACGAUCACUCGAGCUGGGUCUGGGCAGGCAAGAUCUGGAUCAGUGGUGGUAUGGGCGAGGAGAUGGAGAGGACGAAUGAGAUGUGGUGGCUAGACUUUAGAGGCGUCCCGGCAUUUGAAGGUGGUCCGACCUAUGGUACGAUGGGCGGCGACGACAUGAGGCUGACAGGCGGAGGCACGCAGAACUAUGCCUAUGGUGCGGCUGUGGGCUCGACUGGAUAUGCUGCCAACACAAGCUCGGUGCAGUCAAAUGUUGCGACACAGAUUCAACGCUCAGCUCCUGUUGCUCCCGGUGCCAUCAGCAGUGUCAAGUUUCUCUCUUCUCCAACUCUGCCCAUGCAGAAUGUCGGCUCACACUUCCACGUCUUCAGCUCUGGCUGCAUGCUGGACUUUGUCACACCAGCGUCUGGUAUGCCACUCGAUACCUCGCUAUCAGCCCUAGACCUGGACACACUCCGAUGGCAGAAACUAGCAGACGGCAAAGAUCUCUUCUCACCCCUCUACCGAUGGCACUACUGCUGUCUAGAUCCCGACGGCACACGUGCAUGGCUUCUCGGUUGUCCGCGAGAAAACAGAGGAGGUCCUGGAAACGACAACGCCGAAGAAUAUCUGAGUGACGUACUACCCAUCGACUUGCGAAAGUUCGGCCUCCUGGGCAAUAAGAUGAGCCAGGAAGCUCGACUCGAGCAGCGAAUACCCACAUCAGACACCCACAGCUCUUCACAUCUCUCAGCCAUCGGCGCAGAUCUUGCGCGAACAUUCAAUCAAUUACCCGAAAGCGGCUCGGGUUGUGACUUUACUGUAACAGCACUACGAGACGACGACUACCAAAUGGAAGACCUCUCCGAAGCCGGGUCACCUGUUGCCGCCACACUAGCAGGAAGCACAACCCUAACAACCACAGCCAUAGGUCCAUCCACGACAUCAUCAGCGAACGUCUCCCAACCCAUCCACGUCCACCGCCUCAUCCUCUCCGCCCGCUGGCCCCACUUCUCCCGCCUCUACAACGCCCAAAUGUCCGAAUUCCACACCAAACGCAUGCACAUCCCCGAACCCUACCCAGCGGUCAAAGCCUUCCUCUACUACCUCUACACCGACAGCAUCUCCAGCCCGCCUUCCGCCGCAGACGUGUCAGCGAGUGACACCGAGGGCCCGACGUUGGAGGAUGUGGCGAAUAUGCUUGUUAUGAGCAAUAUUUAUGAUAUGCCGAGGUUAAGACAUUUAUGCGUUUAUCGAUUGGUCCGGGACCUAGAUAUCCAACACGCGGCUCUCAUCUUCGAUCGCGCGAGUACGGCGCAGGAGGAUUGGUUGAAGCGGCACGCAGCAUCAUAUUGUAUGACGCACUGGGGCCGGAUCGUCCGCACGGAAGGCUUUCGAAAUUUGAAACGGGCGGCUAUGUUGGAGUUGUGUGAGGGUGUUGAUGCGGAGGGCAGGGUUGUUGGGGGCGAGGAGCUGGAGGCUGUGGGUGGACUUGGAGGGGCGAGGUUGGGGAGUGGGAUGGUGGGGGGACCGCUUUGGGGUGGUGGGGGGAGGAAGAGGGGGAGGGUUGGGAGUGCGGGGACUGCGGGGGAGGGUGAGGGUGAGGGUGAGGGUGAAGGGGAUGGGGAAGAUGGGGAUGGGGAUGUGGAGGGUGGGGAGGAGGGCGAGGGGGAUGGCAUGGACAUGGCGUGA